Mobula hypostoma (lesser devil ray) is the source of this 6962-nucleotide messenger RNA. Its product is annotated as gastrula zinc finger protein XlCGF7.1-like. Gene Ontology annotation, biological process: regulation of transcription by RNA polymerase II. Gene Ontology annotation, cellular component: nucleus. NCBI's taxonomy places the organism in Eukaryota, Metazoa, Chordata, Chondrichthyes, Myliobatiformes, Myliobatidae. The record is from RefSeq and is a predicted model, not a curated record. The transcript is spliced from 2 exons. Bases 280 to 1209 code for a protein of 309 amino acids. Gene Ontology annotation, molecular function: DNA-binding transcription factor activity, RNA polymerase II-specific; sequence-specific DNA binding.
GCCGGUUCGGCCAACCGACAGCAGAGGCCUCCGCUUCCCGAUUGCGCGGCUCAUCUGGUCGGCGUUUCCAUGCGGAUUCCCCCGCCUUCCACCGGUACCCGUUGGCGUCUUCCUUCCCGCCGUUGUGUGUAUCGGACUCUGCUGAGAAGGAAUCACUUUCCCUGUCAGUGGUUCACAGCAGUUCGAGGGGAUAGAGAGAGCUGAGGCCAAGCGUUCACGUUUAGACCUUGCAGAGUGACUCGGGAGUGCCAGGGUCUGACUGGCGACAGCCACUGCCUGAUGGGAGCGAAGCUCGACGACGUCCUCGCGGAUGUCCCCGCCUCCAAGGACGGCGAGGGUGCACCGCGGGGCCGGCCCGACCGCAAGGGCCCGUUGCCCUGCACGCUGUGCGGGAAGGUGUUCGCCUACGAGUCGGUGCUGCGGCGCCACUGGCUGGCCCACACCGAGGCCCGGCCCUUCAUCUGCGGCGACUGCGGCAAGGCCUACAAGAGCAACCAGGACUGCACGAGGCACCAGCGCAUCCACACCGAGGAGACGAGCGUCACCUGCCCCGAGUGCGGCAAGGCCUUCACCCACGUCUCGCACCUGGAGGCCCACAUGCGCACCCACACCGGCGAGCGGCCCUUCCCCUGCCCCGACUGCGGCAAGGCCUUCCGGCACUCCUCCCACAUGGAGCGACACCAGCGCACCCACACCGCCGAGCGGCCCUUCGCCUGCCCCGACUGCGGCAAGGGGUUUCGGCACUCCUUCCACCUGCUGAGGCACCGGCGCACCCACGCCGUCAAGCAGCCCUUCGCCUGCCCCGACUGCGGCAAGGCCUUCCGCGACUCCUCGCACCUCCUGGAGCACCAGCGCACCCACACCGGGGAGAAGCCCUUCGCCUGCCCUGUCUGCGGGAAGUGCUUCACCCGGUCGACGCAGCUGCAGGACCACCGGCGGACCCACACGGGGGAGAGGCCCUACGCCUGCCCCGACUGCGGGAAGAGGUUCAGCACGGCUUCCAUCUUGCGGCAGCACCGGCAGGUCCACAGCGAGGAGCGGCCCUUCCCCUGCCCCGACUGCGGCAAGGCCUUCAAGAGCCCCCUGAACCUGAAGCAGCACCACGUGAUCCACACCGGGGAGAGGCCCUUCUCCUGCCCCGUCUGCGGCAAGGCCUUCGCCCGCCACUGCAAUCUGCAGGCCCAUCAGCACGUGCACGGCAGCGCGUAGUCUGCAGCGGGUUGUUCUGCCCAGACCUCGCACCUGCUGGGACGCUUGCGAGCCUAUACCCUCUCCUCCUGCCCCUCGUGUGGCAAGACCUUCAUCUACACACCGGGGAAAGCCCUUCGCCUGCCCCAUCUGCGGGAGGUGCUUCACCCAGUCACGGUAGCUCCGGAAGCCCCGUACGUGGUCCUCAUUCGGGGGGGGGCACGAGUUCCUCUAUUGCCCUGGGCUGCCAUUCUGUGUCUGUAUGUAUGUGGAGUUUGUUCGCUCUCUCGGUGGCCCCACGGGUUUCCCGUUCAGCCUCUCCGGUUUCCUCCCGCGUCCCACGGAGGCGAGGCGUUCCCCGAGCGUGUUGUGGAGGAAUAGCGUCCGCGUGGGGCUGGCCGGGUGUUGCAGGGGACGUGACGCGGCUCUCGGCUGCCGCGCGUGCGUGAGCUUGCCCGCCUGCCGGCGACCUCUGUGGGGAGGGCGAGAUGGGGUCCGGGUUGACGCGGUCGGCGGGCACGCAGAUCUGGAAUUCAUUCAGAUGGCCGGAGAGGCCGAGUGAUUGGCUAUAGUUAAAACGGAAGGUCGAUAGGUUCUGAAUGAGCAAGGGUGGGAAAAGUUACGGGAAGAAGGGAGCAGAAUGGGGAUAAUAAAUCAGCCGUGAUGGAAGGAUAGGGCAGACGCGGUGGGAUGAAUGGCCUAAUUAUUCACCUUAUGGCCUUAUGUUGGUCUGAUGCCCAAUCUCUUCUGCCCGUACAGAAUCCAUAUCCCUCCGUUCCCUGCAUAUCCUAACUAAGGGCCUCUUGUGCACCUCUGUCAGCUCGCCUGGCAGGGUAUUCCACACACCCACAACUGUCUGAGAGAAAAACAAUUUGCCUCCCUCGUCUCCUCUGAACCUGCCCCCUCACACCGUAAUUCCAGGUUCUGGUGAGAAGGGGGCUCAGGGCCUUGGGCUGUAUAUGUGGUUUGUUUUCUUUUUGCGUGACUGUUUUUUUUCCUCGUUAUUUUGAGUAUGCUGUGUAUGGUUUGCACCUUGGUUUCAGGGGAACACUCUGUCAUUCAGCUGUAUCCAUUCAUGUCCUCUGAUAUUAGAUGUUCCCAUCCUUAGAAAAAGGUAAGGAUACCGGCUAUCCAUCUGUGCCUCCCAGAAUACUGUAAACUUCUCUCAGGUCUUCCUUUGGUCACUGUUGUUGCGGAGAAACUAACACAAGUUUCUCCAGCCUCUCCUGAUAGCUCGCACCCUCUAAUCCAGGCAGCGUCCUGGUGAAUCUCUUCUGUUUUGUAGAACUGCAACGUUACCGUGCGGCCCUCAACUCGUAAAGGCCAACACACCACGCACCUUGUUAACACCCUGUCAUCUUUGAGGCAUCCAUGGACGCGGACCCCAGGAGCCCUCUGUAUCUCCACUCUGCUAAGAGUCCUGCGAUUCACCCUGUACCUGUUCUUCCUUCAUUCGAUAUCGCAAAGUGUAUCACUUGACAGUUUUCCAGAUUGAACUGAACUGCCAUUUCUUGGCCCAGUUCCGCAUCCUAUCAGUGUCCUGUUGUAACAUACAACAAAGUUUGUGUUGAAACAAACUUACUAACUCACCCUUCCACUUCCUCGGACAAGUCAUGUAUAAAAAUCACAAAGAGCAGGGGUCCCAGAACAGAAUUAGUGGAGAGGGAGUAAAUUAGUGGCUACAGAUCCAGAGUGAAUCUAACUCCACAUGUUCACAACACAAAAAUCCUGUGGUCAGAAGCUCCCUACACACAGUCCCAUCACACACCUCUGGGAUCAGACAGAGAGAGGCUCCCUCCUCACCGUCCCAUCACACACUCCCAGGGUCAGACACAGAGUGAAGCUCCCUCCACACCGUCCCAUCACACACUCCCGGAGUCAGACACAGAGUGAAUCUCCCUCCACACCGUCCCAUCACACACUCCCAGGGUCAGACACAGAAGCUUCCUGAUCCGUGAAUUAAAGGUAACAAAUUUUGGGUGAAAAUCUUACUCACAUAUCCUACAAAUCCUCUUACGCACUCCUACAUUAAUAUGCCCCCCUGUCCGUUUAUCCAGCAUGCCCAGUCUCUCCUCAUGACUCAGACAGAAAAGACACUGGCGAUGCUGGAAAACGUGAUCACUUUGUUGGAUUCACUGGGCAGGUCAGGCAGCAUCUACGGAGGGAGAUAAACAGCCAAUGUUUCGUGCUGAAACCCUUCAUCGGGACGGGAAAGGAAGGGAAUGUAAGCGAAAAUAAAAGGCUGGGGAGGGGGUGUAUGUAGGCAGCUGCUAGGUGAGACCAGUUGAGGUGGGUGGGGAGGGAAUGACGUGAGAAAUUGGGAGGUAAUCGACGGAAGAGGUGAAGGAUGAGGAGAAGGAAUGAUUGGAAUCGACAGUGGAGAACGUCGGGAACCUGAGGGAGGCAAUGGACAUGUCAUGAGGGUGGGGGAGAAGUGAAGGGGUGAGAGGGCCCCCAGCAUGCUAAAAUAACACAUCCUCCCUCUGGCAAAAUUCAGGCUGGAGGAGCAGCACCUCGUAUUCCGUCUGGGUGGCCUCCAACCCGAUGGCAUGAACAUCAAUUUCUCUAACUUCCAGUAAUUUUUCCUCAUCCGAUCCAAUUUUUUUCUCCCAAUCAGGUUACCCGCUCAACCCUUCUCCUCUCAUCUUCUGUCCUCAGGACCUACCCAUCUCCUCCCUCUCACCAUUCUCUUCUUUCACUGUACUCCUUGGUCCACUCUCCUCCCCUAUUAGAUCUUUCUGCAGCCCUUUACCUCUUCCAGCUAUCACACCCAGCUUCCUACGGCAACCCACCCAUAUUCAUCCUCGCUCGAUCCCACCUGUCACCUCCAGCUUGUGUGCUCUCACUCCACAAUCUCAUUCACACCUUUCUUUUCCAGUCGCGGCCCAGAGCUUCGACUGUUUAUUUCCCUCCACAGAUGCUGCCUGACCCACUGAGUUUCUCCGGCAUUUCGUGUGUUGCUCACGAUUUCCAAAUUCUGCAGUUUUUCUCGUGUUAGUGAAUCUCUACCAUGUCUCCCCUCUGUCUCCUUCACUCCAGGGAAAAGGAGCUCCAAUUUUCCCUGUCUCUCUUUCACAGGGGAAGCCCUCUGUGGACCCCCGGUUGUAGACCAUCGGUGUGAAUUACUUUGUCCCAGCACAGGUAUCUGGGAAACACCUCAUGCAGAUAAUGUCACCCAGUGGCAAACAGUGUAAGUAUUAGAAAACAUUGGGGAUUGUUAGGGAUGUCAAAGAGACAGUGAAAAAAAAACUAGAAUUCGUUCUUCAGCCUUUGAUUUCAGUGACAGACAACUUGUUCAUCUACAACUCGUUGGUACGUUAUUUUAGUUUAUAAGAAUUGUACUUGUGUUUGGGAACCCUUUGUAGUUUGUAAAGCAUUUGUAAUUUAGAACUGUACUGUUUUGUAAAUCGGAAAUCCUCUGUGAGUACUAAAUGCUUGCUAAGAACUUUUUGUCUAAAUUUAAAAGUGUAUAAUUAGAAGUAAAAUAAACUCUGGUUAAACUACUUCAUUAGCUGGAAGUAUCUUCCUCGUUGGUAGGGAGGGGGAUCCCAGCACUCGAGCAGUGGGUAUUGGCAGCUGGACGAGACAGGCAAGUAAGCUUGUCCUUCUGAAAGCAGUAUCGUCUCCCUAUAGCGAGGGCACCCUUAGGUGUCUAUAUCAGGCUUAAAACCUUUUGAGUUUAGGACUAUGUGAAAGGGAAUCCAACAGCAUCACACGAGAAGAAAGCAGCGCCACCAGGAAAGGGAUGUGAAUGAAGGGAUUGGUUCCGGAGUCUGAUAAUCUUCCCAAUGCUUCAGGAAGUGACGGAUAUUUUUGAUCAUGGCAUCAGAAUCUGGUUUAUUGUCACUGACAUAUGAUUUGUGGCAGCAGUACAGUACAAGAGCAUCAACAUCACCCCAGGUGACGAUAAAAUGAAAUGAAUAGUGGAAAAGGGGUGUUCCUGCAUCAACAUAUAAUGUAAAAAGAAACUAUGCUGACUACAGCCUGUUUUAUCAUGUGCCACCAAGUACCCUGAGACCUUAAUAGUCAACCCCAACAUCUUCCCAACCACUGAGGUCAGACUAACUGGCCUAUAGUUUCCUUUCUUCUGCCUCUCUCCCUUCUUGAAGAGUGGAGUGACAUUUGCCAUUUUCCAGUCCUCCAGAACCAUUCCAGAACCUAGUGAUCUUUAAAGAUUAUUACUAAUCACUUCACCCUCUUCUCUCAGAACCCUGCAGUGUACAUGAUCUGGACCAGGUAUCUUAUCUAUCUUCAGACCUUUCAGUUUCCCAAGAACCUUCUUCCUAGUAAAGGCAAUUUCACACAUUUAAUGACCCCUGACAUCUGGAACUUCCACCAUACUGCUAGUGUCUUCCACAGUGAAGACGGAUGCAAAAUACUAAUUCAGUUCAUUUGCCAUUUCCUUGUCCCCCAUUGCUACCUCUCCAGCAUCAUUUUCUAGAGGUCCAAUAUCCACUCUCACCUCUCUUUUACAUUUUAUGUAUCUGAAGAAAUGUUUUGUAUCCUCUUUAGUAUUAUUGGCUACAUUAUUUUCAUUUUCCAUCUUUACCUUAAUGAAUUUUUAUAGACAAUAGGGGCAGGAGUAGGCCAUUCGGCCCUAGGAGCCAGCACCGCCAUUCACUGUGAUCAUAGCUGAUCAUCCACAAUCAGUAUCCAGUUCCUGCCUUCUCCCCAUAUCCUUUGACUCCACUAUCAUUAAGAGCUCUAUCUAACUCUUUCUUGAAAGCAUCCAGAGAAUUGGCCUCCACUGCCUUCUGGGGCAGAGCAUUCCACAGAUCCACAACUCUCUGGGUGAAAAAGUUUUUCCACAACUCUAUUCUAAAUGGCCUACCCCUUAUUCUUAAGCUGUGGCCUCUGGAUCUGGACUCCCCCAACAUCGGGAACAUGUUUCCUGCCUUUAGCGUGCCCAAUCCCUUAAUAAUCUUAUAUGUUUCAGUCAGAUCCCCUCUCAUCCUUUUUAGUUGCUUUCUGCUGGUUUUUGAAAGCUUCCCAACCCUCUAACUUCCCAAUAAUCUUUGUUCUAUUAUAUGUGCUCACUUUGGCUUUUGACGGUUGUGUCAUCUUUCCUUUAGAAUAUUUCCUUUCUUUUAAGAUGUGUAUAUCCUGUGCCUUCUGAAUUGCUUCCAGAAAUUCCAGACAUUGCUGCUCCGCCCUCAUCCCUGCCAGUGUUCUUUCCCAAUCAAUUCUGACCAACUCUUCUCCAUUGCCUCUGUAAUUCCCUUUACUCCACUGUAAUACUGAUACAUAUGAGUUUAGCUUCCCCUUCUUAAAUUCCAGAGUGAAUUCGAUUGUAUUAUGAUCACUUGCCCCGAAGGGUUCUUUUACCUGAAGCUCUCUAAUCAAUUCUGAUUCAUUGCACAACACCCUAUCCAGUAUAGCUCAAGGGCUCAACCACGACCUACUCUUAAAAAGCCAUCAUGCAGGCAUUCUAGAAAAUCCCACUCCUGUAAUCUAGCACCAAACUGGUUUUCCCAAUCUACCUGCAGAUUGAAAUCCCCCAUCACUAUUAUAAUAUUGACCUUUUGGCAUGCAUUUUCCAUCUCCCAUUGUAAUUUGUAGGCCACAUCCUUGCUACUGUUUGGGGUCUGUAAAAAACUCCCAUCAGGGUCUUUCUACCCUUGCAGUUCCUUAGCUCUAUCUGCAGUGAUUCGACACCUUCCAACGCUAUGUCAUUUGAUAAUUUUCAACAUUCUGCACCCCCCCCCCCAUUCUUCUAAAUUGCAGCAAAAAUAGUCGCUAGCAGUAUGAUGGAAGCUGCAGGUGUCAGGGGUCAG